GAGCACAGAAUUCUAUUCUGUGGUCUAGAGUCACAGAAUUCUACACUUGUGUAGAAUUCUGUGUCUAGAGUUUAUAGUCAAGUAGAGUAUUCUCCCCCUUAACGACUUAUUUACAAAUGGCGACCUCCUUGAGCCCUAUCUUCUACCUCUUGGACAUUUCCAGUGAAGUCGAUAGGGGCGUAGUGUACUCGUUUGAAAUAGAUGAAACAACAUUCUAUGAAAAAUAUAUUAGGUAGCUGGGGUCGACUGCCAAUCAUGCUGUCCAGACAUAAUUCCCAAAGUGAUCAAAACAAAGGUCUAACAGACCUUAUGUCUGCAAUCGUGAGAGAGGACACGGAGCUGAUCAAGGCUUUGAUUGAGUCUGGUGCAGAUCUUGAGGCUAGAGACAGGCAAGGUCAAAACGCCCUUUACCAUGCUUUCCCAGAUAUAUUAAUGCCAAAGACACUAGAGAUCCUUCAACUUCUUUUAUCCAGUGGUAUUAACGUUAACUCAAGUCUUGACGGAGAUGGCUGCUCAGCCUUGGUCACCGCGAUUGUACUGGACUGGCCAGAGGUCAUAGCUCUGCUUCUGGACUAUGGAGUGGACAUUAAUGAAGAUGCAAUGGCCAAGUCUACUGGUUCUCUCCGCAGCGACUCAGCAUUUGAGACAAAUUUAGAGCGCAUUGCAGCUACCUCACAAUUUAUAUUUUCAAAAGGAUGUGGUCACACAGUGACGCCGUUGCUGUGUGCAGUCAUGUACCAGAAGGAACGCAUUGUGGAUAUGCUUCUCAAGGCAAAUGCAUCGUGUCAGAGGCCUUCGUAUGGCACAUUUUGGCGUGCUGCUGGGAGCAGCGUGUGCUCCAGCUGCGAUGUCCAAGUGACUCCACUGCAUAUGGCAGCUUACUUAGGCAACCUGCGUGUCGCUCACACCCUCAUUCAAGCCAAAGACAAUUCUGUUCAAAAUCAUGAACCCCUUCAUGCUUACAGCAACUUUUUAAAUGACAUCACACCAUUGUGGUUUGCCUUGCUUCAAGGUCAUGAACACAUUGUGAAGCUAUUUCUGAGCUUUGGAAAACCAGUAGUUUUAGCUUGUCAUUUCGGUUCAGGCCUCCAAAUCUGUCUGGAGGAGGGGCACACAGGUUCAGCCUUGAUGUUGCUGCGAGCCGGGUACGAUCUGAAUGAUGAUAUGGAGUGGAUAGAAGACGAAAACUAUCCAUCUUCGGAUAAGGAAGUGAUAGAACGGAUUGAGAGCUUGGUGAAUGAUCCACGACCUUUGCUGGAUUGGUGUGCGUCUUCCCUGAGAGAUAAAUUUGGUUUGGCACUUGAUGACUACUUGUCCGAAGUUGGUGCUCCACAAAAGGUUUGCGAUAUUCUGAAUUUCAAUGACCUUUCCAAAGCUUCCUGGCAGAGAGGAUUACAAAAACUGAGGCAGCUAUCAAUAUCAGAUUCUUAGCUCCUACCAGGGAGAUCUCACUGCUAUUAAUUCAACUUGAGCGCAGGAUCAAAAGUGAUAGUAUACAGAUUGUUUCAAAAUGUUGUCAUGUUUUUGCAGUAUUUUUCAUUGUCCUGAGAGAGCUUUCCAUUGAUAUUUUUUCUUCUAAUAUUGUACAGUGAAUUCUACAAUUGCCAUUGUUGAAGUUGAAGUGUUGUUUGGCUCGAUGAGCCAAGAUGUCAUCUUGUGAGAAGAGUUUUUUGAGUUUUGAAUAAACCCCUGAUCUCACAAUAAUA
Molecule: messenger RNA, 1706 nt
Organism: Aplysia californica (California sea hare)
Lineage: Eukaryota; Metazoa; Mollusca; Gastropoda; Aplysiida; Aplysiidae
Product: ankyrin-3
Exons: 3
Coding region: 202-1431 (409 amino acids)
Molecular function (GO): protein binding
Source: RefSeq, a predicted model, not a curated record